AAAGGGAGAGAAAGUAAAGACGGAAAGUCAUAUUGGUCAUAUUAUUAUUUUUUGUAGGUAAUUUGUUACUUUCAUAGCCUUAUAAGGAACUCUCUCUUCGUAUGUAUCCAAUCCUUUCAAGUUUUCUAGAGAGAGAUACCCUCUGCUAUAUCAAUUUCUCACAUUUUAUCUCCUCCAUAAAAACAUAAUAAAAACUUCUUCUUUUUCUUCUUUCCUUCUUCUUUAUUUCUGAUCUUUGUUCUACACCAAAUUCUCUAAUGGCUUCCACGUCCCAAGCCAUGCUUAACCAAAGCUUGUUUGAAGAAGAUCAUCAAGAAUCUCAUCCGCAAGUGGGUUUCUUUUCUUUCCCUUCAAACUUGACCUUACCUCCAUUAGCAUGCCAACAGUCUCUCAAAACCUUCACUUCCUUACCUUGUGACGCACCAAAUCCACAACCACCUUCCAUUAAUCCCUCUGAAACCCUACUCUCCUCUCUCAAGCAUAGAGAUAAUCAAGAUCAAGAUCAUUUUGGAGGACCCCAUCUCCUUUCUUUACAAAGAUCAAGCUCAAAUCUAUGGGCAUGGGGAGAGGUGAAUGAGUGCUUGAGCAGCAAAAGAUCAUGUGGUGGAGAUGAUCAUCAUAAUCAUAACCAUAAUCAUCACCAUCAUCAUCAUAUUGGGGUUUCAGCUCUGAAGAUGAAGAAGAUAAAAGCAAGAAGGAAGGUUAGAGAACCUAGGUUUUGCUUCAAGACCAUGAGCGAGGUUGAUGUGCUUGAUGAUGGAUACAAGUGGAGGAAGUACGGACAGAAAGUGGUGAAGAACACACAGCAUCCCAGGAGCUACUAUCGAUGCACGCAGGACAAUUGUCGCGUAAAGAAACGAGUAGAGCGACUAGCCGAGGAUCCGAGGAUGGUGAUAACAACAUACGAAGGGAGACAUGCACAUUCUCCAUCGCAUGAUAUGGAAGACUCACAAGCUCCAUCUCAGUUGAAUAACUUCUUCUGGUAGUACCUACUAUAUAUAUAUACAUGUUUUAUAUAUAUAUAUAUAUAUGGUCACAACUCCUCUAUAUAUAUAUGUCCAUCUUCUGCACUGUGCUUGUGUAUGAGCCUUUUUUGGCCAGUGUCUCUUUAGACAGUGUUGGACAAUAAAAAUUAAAUGUGUUUUCUGAAACGCCCUUUUCAUUUUUGGGCUUCCUCUUGUUAUAAUGUUUAUGCAAAAUCAUCUUUCAAUAAAACCUUUGAUAACUUUCAACGUGUA
This is a messenger RNA of Ziziphus jujuba (common jujube), 1238 nucleotides long. Its product is annotated as probable WRKY transcription factor 13. The coding region runs from base 258 to 986 and encodes 242 amino acids. The transcript is spliced from 3 exons. NCBI's taxonomy places the organism in Eukaryota, Viridiplantae, Streptophyta, Magnoliopsida, Rosales, Rhamnaceae. The record is from RefSeq and is a predicted model, not a curated record. Gene Ontology annotation, molecular function: DNA-binding transcription factor activity; sequence-specific DNA binding. Gene Ontology annotation, biological process: regulation of DNA-templated transcription.